This is a messenger RNA of Doryrhamphus excisus (bluestripe pipefish), 2749 nucleotides long. RefSeq names its product major facilitator superfamily domain-containing protein 6. Gene Ontology annotation, biological process: antigen processing and presentation of exogenous peptide antigen via MHC class I. Gene Ontology annotation, cellular component: plasma membrane. NCBI's taxonomy places the organism in Eukaryota, Metazoa, Chordata, Actinopteri, Syngnathiformes, Syngnathidae. The record is from RefSeq and is a predicted model, not a curated record.
UGUCAUCGCCAGACAGGUGGGAGCUCCGGUUAGACGAGCUAUCCUGUCGGCAGAAUACAAAGACAAACCAUCCGGCCGGGGAUAGUCUAUUGAAUAGAAUAUAGAAUAUGGACACAAUACGGUGUAUUUUGUUCGGGUGAAUCUAUGAAGGCAGCCAUGACAUGGGAUUUAUUGUGACAAAUGUCUUCAGACAAAGCGAGAAACUCAAGAGAACCUGCGCAGUCAUAGUUUGACUUUAAUGGGAGCUGUGACCUAAGCAGAUAUGGCAGCUGAUGACAAGGUUGUUAUCCUGACAGACGACGAAGUGGCUGAUGCGUUCAACACGUUGACACUUCAGCAGAGGGGCGUUUCGACCCCGCCCUCUGCUGCCACCUCGCCUGAGUCGACGGUGACCUCCCCGCCGGACUCCCUCAAAUGCUGCGAGAGGAUGUGCCUUCAAGUCAACACUCAUCUCCUCAUCUCGAAAGUCUUCUACUUCUUCUUCUACGCCGCGUACGGCUCACUGCACCCGCUGCUGUCGGUCUACUACAAGCAGCUGGGCAUGUCCGCCAGCCGCAGCGGCCUCCUGGUCGGCAUCCGUUACUUCAUAGAAUUCUGCAGUGCGCCCUUCUGGGGUGUGGUGGCGGACCGCUUCAAGAAGGGGAAGGCGGUGCUGCUGUUCUCUGUUUUCUGUUGGUUGGUGUUCAACUGUGGCAUCGGCUUCGUGAAGCCGGCUGAUAUGAAAUGCGUGGAGUUGGGAGCUGAGGUGACAGUGGCGCCCACCGCAGCCACGCCGGGAAACUUCACGCAGGAGAGCAACUCCACCAGCCGGGUUGGCCGCAGCUUCAUGGAUCUUCAGUGGCUCCCAUCCGUAUCCCAGCGAAGCGUCAAUGACUCCUCGGCCACUACCCCCACCACCACAACCCCCUUCCCUGCUCCAACCGGCACCAAGGAGUACCAGAUAAUCUACGACAACACCCAAGUGGAGAACAUUUUCCUGAUUAUCCUGCUCGUCAUCAUCGUUGGGGAGUUCUUCAGCGCUCCCGCCGUCACUAUUGUGGACACGGUCACGCUGCAGUACCUGGGCAAGGCCCGCGAUCGCUACGGGCUGCAGAGGAUGUGGGGCUCUCUGGGGUGGGGGCUCACCAUGCUGCUGGUGGGCAUCUGGAUCGACCACACGCACAUCACCGUCACCAUCGACGGCGUUGGCUGCGUCAUACCUGCCUUCCGCCUCCGCAACUACCAGAUUGCUUUCAUCGUCUUCGGCGUGCUGAUGGGCGCAGCCUUUGUCGUCGCCACGCAGUUCUACUUUGAAAAAGGCGGUGACUAUGUUCAAGACAUUCCAGAGGGGGCGGCAGAGGAGACGCCCGCGGCCGACCCGACCGCCAUCGCCACCACCGCUGAUCAGGAGUUCCACUACAGCGAUCUCCUGAAGCUGCUGUGCAGCGUGCGCUACAGUUCGGUUCUCUUCGUGGCCUGGUUCAUGGGUUUCGGCUACGGCUUUGUCUUCAGCUUCCUGUACUGGCACCUAGAGGACCUGCAUGGCACAUACACGCUGUUUGGCGUCUGCUCCGUGCUGAGUCACGUCUCGGAGCUUGCCGCCUACUUCACCAGCCACAAGUUCAUUGAGCUGGUGGGACACAUCAGGGUGCUCUACAUCGGCCUGGCCUGCAACACAGCACGCUACCUCUACAUCUCAUACCUGCACAACGCCUGGACGGUGCUGCCCAUGGAGGUCCUUCAAGGUGUGACUCACGCCUCUGUUUGGGCAGCUUGUAUCUCUUUCUUGAGCGCCGCUGUCCCACCCGCUCUAAGGACAUCGGCGCAGGGCAUCCUCCAGGGACUUCACCUCGGGCUGGGCCGUGGUUGUGGGGCCAUGGUGGGGGGGCUGCUGGUUGGUUACUUUGGCGCUGCAACAACAUUCCGAGGGGUCGGCAUGGCCUCAUUGAUCAUACUCCUCAUCUUCACUCUCAUCCAGUGUCUGACAGACGAAACAGGUGGCAAGGAGGACAAAAUGCUGGCGGAGAACAUCCCAGUCCCCUCCAGCCCCGUCCCCAUUGCCACCAUUGACUUGGUCGAGAGUCAGGGCACCAGGAGCAGCGCCGCUCUCAACCACCAAAGCGCCCCCGCCCCUGUGAAGAAGACCAAGUACCAAGAGGAGCAGGAGGAUGUAGCCCGGCCAGCCUGGGUGCUCUCCGGCGCCCCCUGGGUCACCAUCGCCUUCGCUGUUGUCCAGAUUAAAGAGAUGCUGACCGUGGCGAAGAGUAGUCAGCGGCCCCUACAGGUGAGCCAGGUUCCUAAUGAUCAACCGGUGGAGGCGGCACACGGAAACCACAGCGACGCCGACGCUACGCCCAACACCGGACUGCCGACUCAACCGGGCCCCGCCUGCACAACGUUUACAAACUGUAACAAAGACCAGACCCAGGCGGAGUCCGAUGAAGGCGGAGCCAAAGUAGCGCCAAAGAUACUUGUCGACUGAGCGGUCUGCACACUUGAAUACUUCCUGUCGCAGCUGUCGACACUUCAUGACUGUUAAGCAAGUGCCUCUCGAGUGAAGUGUUCCCGCUGUUUUAUUUUUUAAGGUUAAUUUAAGAGUUAAGUCUAUUUUUGUGGUUUCUGAACUGAAUGUUUUAUGUACUUUGAUAUGUACUGAAGUCAGUUUCCUGUUAGCUUGACUUAAGAUGCUUCGACGUACCUCUUCCACGGACCACCAGUGUAACGCUGUAAUUCUCAGAACAGUAUUUCAAAUAAAUUCAUCACAAAUUUA